GCAGACUGGGUUUUUCGUCUGAUACCCCUGCUCACUGGCAGAGCCAGAGGUGCCUACGUACAUAUGAACAUUGAUGACUCAUUAGAUUAUGAUAAAGUCAAAUCUGCCAUUCUGUUAAAGUAUGACAUUAACCCUGAAUCCUAUAGACAAAAAUUUAGGUCUUUGGAGGUCAAGCCAGAUGAAAGUCCUCGUGAGUUAUAUGCGAGGCUGAAGGAACUCUAUGGGAAAUGGAUUCAGCCAAGGGGUAAAACCGUCCAUGAUAUUAGUGAAAUGAUAAUCUUGGAGCAGUUUCUGAGGAUGUUGUCUCCGGAGCUCCAGGUUUGGAUCCGAGAGCAUAAUCCUGAAUCAGCAAUGAGAGCGGCCGAAAUGGCGGAUGUCUUUGUGGCUGCAAGAAGGAAGGGACAAGCCUGGAGUCAUAAUAUGUGGAAAACCCCACGAGACGUCCGGAGUAUCCCCCAGCAUCAUCUGGAGGCGGCAAACAUGACUGCUAGUAAGCCCCAGCAACUGCAGGAUCAUCCCUCCACUAACCUUUCAAAGAUCUCUGGUAAGAGGAUUGUCUGUUACCUAUGUGGAUUAGAAGACCAUACCAAGCCUAGGUGUCCAAGAAAUUCAACUAAAAUGGUCCAAAUGUGUUCUGGCCCUCGGGCUAAAGUUAAUGCAGACCUGCAGGGAGACAAGACAGUCAAAAUGAGCCGAGUUGAAGUGGAUGGGAUUGAACUCCUGGCCCUUCUGGAUUCAGGGAGUUCGCGGUCGCUUGUUCAUGCAGAUUUUGCUCCACCGAAUGUUCAGAUACAGGACACAAUUUCAAUCUGCUGUGUCCAUGGAGAUGAGAAAAGUUAUCCAACAACUGACAUACACAUUAAGGUUAAAGACCAAAUGUAUCUAAUGAAUGUGGGUGUGGUUGACGGCUUGCCUUAUUCUGUCGUGCUCGGGCGUGACUUUCCCGUACUGUUUGCUCUGUUGGAGGCUGAUCAGAUUCAGGAGACUAACUUAGUUGUUACCAGAGCCCAGGCUAAGCGAACCGACACCCACACAGACAUGCUGAGUGCCCUGCCCUUUUUCAAUGAGGAGUUGGAAACUACUGCAGAAAAACCACGGAAGACCCGCAGACAAAAGAGGCRGGAGAGACUUCAAUUUUCAUUGGGGGAUACACCAAUGGCUACUGAACCAGCAUUGCCACCAUGUGGGUUUGAUAUUCCACGUGAUAUUGGUGAACUCCAGAAGGCUGAUCAGUCUCUGUCACCUCUUUUCCAGAUGGUAAAGUUACAGAAACCUGGAGUGGAGCUGGAUUAUAAGGAUAUGGAGUACAUCGUGCAAAAUGACAUACUCUAUCACCAGCAGGGGUCAGUGUUGCAGCUAGUGGUUCCCCAACAGAUGAGAGAGCGGUUGGAGAAAAUGAGUGAGCUGGCCCAAUCACACAUGUCAAAGGCUCAGCAGCAGCAGAAGACAUGGUAUGAUAAAGUUGCUCGGCAUCGCUCAUUUGAGCCAGGACAAAAAGUACUUGUACUCCUUCCCAGUGAUGCCAGCAAACUGUUGGCUAAGUGGCAAGGGCCAUAUGAAGUUAUGAGGAAAAUGGGGCCAACCACUUAUGAAGUAUCCACCCCAGGACAGUUGCGGCCCAGCAGGGUUUUGCAUAUAAACUUGCUAAAGGAGUGGGUGCAGCGGGUUGAACACAAAGCAGAUGCACUGCUCAUACGGAGGGUGGCGGAAGAGGAUGAAGUGGACGAGCAAUAUUUGCCAACUUCUACCUCUCUAGAUUUGGAUCUUGGCCAUCUACCCCGGGACAAGCAGCAACAGGUGAGAGAACUCUGUAACUCUGCAGUGUUUACCAGAACCCAGGAAGAACAAGUGUGGUGGAACAUGACAUUGUAGUACGACAAGGUGCUACUGUAAGGCAAUUAAGCUAUAGAAUUCCAGAGCGCCUGUUAUCUUCAUUAAAGACUGAAGUUGACAUGAUGCUACGAUUAAAGAUCAUUGAAACAUCUAAAAGUGAAUGGUGUAAUCCAGUGGUGUUGGUGCCUAAGAAGGAUGGAAGCAUUAGGUUCUGUAUUGAUUUCAGAUACCUAAAUUCUAUAUCUUUGUUUGACUCCUCCUGGGAAAAGCGAACUACUUGACUACUGUGGACCGGUGUAAGGGCUAUUGGCAGGUCCCCCUCACUAAACGGUCCAGAGAAUACACUGCCUUCAGGACUCCAUGGGGUCUGUUCCAUUUUACAGUCUUACCAUUUGGGUUACAUGGAGCUCCAGCCACUUUUCAACAGCUAAUGGACCAAGUAUUGCAUAACUGCUCUGAUUUUGCUGCUGCUUACUUGGAUGAUAUUGUCAUUCAUAGUACUACCUGGGAGGAACAUCUGGAACAUCUGCGCCUUGUCAUGGGUUCU
Messenger RNA from Poecilia reticulata (guppy), 2380 nucleotides. RefSeq lists its product as uncharacterized. The record is from RefSeq and is a predicted model, not a curated record. Gene Ontology annotation, biological process: proteolysis. NCBI's taxonomy places the organism in Eukaryota, Metazoa, Chordata, Actinopteri, Cyprinodontiformes, Poeciliidae. Gene Ontology annotation, molecular function: aspartic-type endopeptidase activity.